Fusarium verticillioides 7600 is the source of this 3956-nucleotide messenger RNA. RefSeq names its product ATP-dependent protease La. The record is from RefSeq and is a predicted model, not a curated record. NCBI's taxonomy places the organism in Eukaryota, Fungi, Ascomycota, Sordariomycetes, Hypocreales, Nectriaceae. The transcript has 4 exons. The coding region runs from base 1142 to 3010 and encodes 622 amino acids. Gene Ontology annotation, molecular function: serine-type endopeptidase activity; ATP hydrolysis activity; ATP-dependent peptidase activity. Gene Ontology annotation, biological process: protein processing; protein catabolic process; protein targeting to peroxisome. Gene Ontology annotation, cellular component: peroxisomal matrix.
ACCCUACAUCGUUCGGCCAUCGGCCACUGUAUCCGUCCGUAGUUGCUUCUGACAUCAACAACUUUCUCCUCUUAUUUUAUUGCUUCCAUCACGGAACCAAUCUCGAUAAUCACCUUUUUGCCCUCCUCUUUGGUUCAUCGCCUUUUGCAUAGCGUUUGCUUCGUCUCGUUCUAAACUUUGUAUAAUCAACCACCAGUGGCAUCAUGGCAAAGCCACAGACCGCGAAUCUGCCCCUGAUACCGCUCGCGCGAGGCACCAUCCUUCUUCCCGGCCUCGUCCAGCGAAUCCCAGUAUCUUCGAACCGUCCCGAUAUUCCUGCUCUGCUCGCCCAUGUUUACGAGCAGGCUGCUACAAAGGGCCCUGAUACGCGUAUCGACAGUAUUCCCAUCGCAUGCGUCCCAAUUUCGUCCCCUCUGAUCAGUGGCAAUGGCCAGCGACUCAUUGGCGAUGCUGAAGAUAUAGACCCCGCUGAGAUCGAGAACGUCCUUCCCGGCUCCGCUAAGAAGAAUGACCUGUUCACAUUUGGUGUUGCCGCCAAGAUCAUUGGCAUUGAUGGGAGAGGAACAGGCGAGUUUGCGCUGCGCGUCGAAGGCACAACCCGUGUCCGGAUUGACUCCUUCACCCGCGAACGCCCCUAUUUCGAAGCCAAGGUGACAUAUUUCCACGAAGACUACAAUGCUACCGACAAACAGACGCAAGACCUGUUUGCUCUCCUAAAAACCCGUUCUCGAGAACUCGUCACGAUCCUCAGGAUUUCCUCCUUGCUUCCUCGAACCCGCGAUGGCCCGGUUCUUUCACCAGUCCUUACAAGGCGACUUGAAAUGCUAAUCAUGAGGAAAGAGCUCAACGAGGCUGGUCUACUUGCCGACUUUAUGGCUAAUUUGGUUGAGAGCACACAUGAGGAGAAACUCGAGGUCCUUGCUGCUCUGGAUGUCAAGGUGCGCCUGACCAAGGUCAUUGAGUUACUGGAGCGUCAGGUUGGCGGUAUCAAGAACAAUUUUAAGAUCACGACCUUCACUACUAUGCCCGUCCAGAUCUUGGAUCGAUUGAACGAAACCAACCAAAACCGCAAGCCAGGUUCGCUACCACAAAUCCCUGGUAUGGCAUUUGUUCCGCCCAAUGGACAGAUGCCAAGGUGGACAUGAACCAAAACGAUGACCAGGAGUCCAAUGAGCUUGAUGAAUUGAAGCGCAAACUAUCCAACGCUAAACUCCCCGCUGAUGCUGCCAAGACAGUCGAUAGGGAGAUGAGACGUCUUCAGAAGAUGCAACCCAUGAACCAAGAAUAUCAAGUGACACGCAAUUGGCUCGAAACGCUAGCCGAAAUCCCCUGGACAGUUACCACGGAUGACCGCCUCGGCCCUGAUACUCUAAACCGGGCGAGGAAGCAACUUGACGAUGAUCAUUAUGGACUGGAUAAUGUCAAGAAGAGGCUCAUCGAAUAUCUAGCUGUCCUCAGGCUUAAGCAAUCGAUUAAUGAUGAGGUGGAGGAGAAGAUCAAGAAGGCACAAGAGGAAUUGGGACAGGCCGCCACAUCCAACGAGAAAGAGAAAGGAACAGCCGAGGAAGGCUCAGAGAUUGAGGGAAGCGCAAAGCCUGAGAUGGCUAAGCUUGACAUCCUCAAGUCUCAGCGUAUGGUGGACAAGUCUCCUAUCAUGCUCCUUGCUGGUCCCCCUGGUGUAGGAAAGACCAGUCUCGCGCGAUCGGUGGCUACAGCUCUUGGCCGCAAGUUUCACCGUAUCUCGCUUGGGGGUGUGAGAGACGAGGCCGAGAUUCGGGGACAUCGAAGGACCUAUGUCGCGGCAAUGCCAGGUCUCAUUGUGCAGGGUCUCAGGAAGGUCGGUGUUGCCAAUCCUGUUUUCCUGCUUGAUGAGAUUGACAAGAUCGGGCAAGCCAGCAUUCAUGGCGAUCCCUCAGCUGCCAUGUUGGAAGUCCUAGACCCGGAGCAAAACUACAACUUUCAGGAUCACUAUGUGGGCAUGCCGAUUGAUCUCUCCAAAAUUCUUUUCAUUGCCACGGCCAAUAGCCUGGACACUAUCCCCGCCCCUCUGCUUGACCGAAUGGAGACUAUCUAUAUUCCUGGCUACACAACACUCGAGAAGCGGCACAUUGCUAUGCAGCACCUGGUCCCCAAGCAGAUCAGGGUUAACGGAUUGGCCGAGUCUCAGGUUGCAUUCAACCAGGAAGUUGUUUCCAAAAUCAUCGAGUGUUACACUCGAGAGUCUGGGGUUCGCAACCUGGAGCGUGAAAUUGGCUCUGUUUGCCGUGCUAAAGCUGUCGAGUAUGCCGAAGCCAAAGAUGGGGGUCACAUAGAUGAUUACCGUUCUGAUCUCAGUGUGGAAGAUAUUGAGAACAUCCUAGGCAUUGAGAAGUUUGAAGAAGAGAUUGCUGAGAAGACGAGCCGCCCCGGUAUCGUGACGGGCUUGGUUGCUUAUAGUUCCGGCGGUAACGGAAGCAUCCUGUUUAUUGAGGUUGCCGAUAUGCCCGGCAACGGGCGGGUUCAGCUCACAGGCAAACUCGGCGAUGUGCUGAAGGAGAGUGUUGAGGUUGCCUUGACCUGGGUCAAAGCACAUGCUUUCGAGCUAGGCCUCACUCCAGAGCCCACUACGGAUAUCAUGAAAGAGCGUAGCAUCCAUGUGCACUGUCCAUCGGGCGCUAUUCCCAAGGACGGUCCCAGCAGUGGAAUUGGCCAGGCGAUCGCACUCAUCUCCUUGUUCUCGGGGAAGCCGGUACCACCAACCAUGGCAAUGACGGGCGAGAUUUCUCUCCGGGGCAGAGUUACAGCCGUCGGAGGUAUCAAGGAGAAACUCAUCGGCGCCCUCCGAGCUGGCGUCAAGACUGUGUUACUUCCGGCACAGAACCGCAAGGAUGUCAAAGAUCUUCCGCAGGAGGUCAAAGAUGGACUCGAGAUCCUUCACGUCAGCCAUAUCUGGGAGGCGAUUCGUCUUGUCUGGCCAGACUCACAUUGGGCAGAGGACACUAACUACCGAGGCAUCGAGAGUCGACUCUAAUGCUAUGGACAAGUUAUGUCGGCUGUGUUAUCACCUGUGAACAACGUCUUGCCGGUAUACAUCAGCCUUCUCUGCAUCUUUGAAACGAUCUGUGGCGACUUAUUCGACCGCAUCGCAAGUCUCCUCCCCGCGGUGGGUGUGGCCUAUCUAUCCUUACCGAGAUGGCCCAAACCAGCCCUCUUUGCGACGCAUCUAUCCGGGUCACCAAACGGCUCUUCGUCUCACAAAACCUCCCUCUCCCGUGAUUCCACGUUCUCCUUGCUGGCGGUUCUAGCCAUCGCGCCCUUGCGCACACGCAUACUUGCUUCUGUUCGAGACAGCUGGAAAGGCCUGACCGUGGCGCGCGCUGAAUUUGCAUCCCUUGCACCAUGGCGAUGAUGCAUCAUGCACUUUCUUCUCAUAUAAAGUCAAAGCCUGUACCAGACUGGAACGGUAAACGUAACGUCACAGGAAGCCAAGCGAGUCUGUGGACUUUACCGUGCUACACCAAACCGGACUCGGUCAGGGGGUGUUGAAGACGGCACCCGAUUUGAGAUAUGUCUUGUGGCUCAUCUGUUGCUAUCUUCCGAAAGUCGUUGUGGACGAUACUUGCACAUGAGAAAUCAGUGCGCCUUCGGCAGGCGAUUCCCGAGCUAGAGGGUCGAUUCCAAUGAGCAGAACUUUGUCAUUUAUGAUCGGCGAAAGGAGUCUUGAAAUCGGCGUUCAUUAUUGUCUCGGUUUGCUUCCUCAUCUAGCAUCUUUCUACUCAGACUCCAUGCCUACACUUAGUACAGUAUGUAGAUCCAGAUAUCUUUAGCGUGUCAAAAUCUUCUUAACUUGUCCCUCGCUGUCUUGGUUUCACAUGUCUUAACACAAGUUGUCUUGUCAAGAAUCUCCAACGAAUCCAAAGUUUUGUAACGAUACCCAAGAUAUAUUUCGUGAAAUAAUAGAAAUUUCAUAACCCCAA